Messenger RNA from Tigriopus californicus, 4919 nucleotides. Its product is annotated as probable methyltransferase TARBP1. Gene Ontology annotation, molecular function: tRNA (guanine) methyltransferase activity; RNA binding. The record is from RefSeq and is a predicted model, not a curated record. Gene Ontology annotation, biological process: tRNA methylation. Lineage: Eukaryota; Metazoa; Arthropoda; Copepoda; Harpacticoida; Harpacticidae.
AAAGGUGACCGAACAAUGGUUUCAUGAAAAAGAAUGCAUAAAGAAUAAACAAGAGAAGGUUUCAGACGUCGAUAAAAGUCACGUCCUAAGAAAAAACAACAACCAUGUUUGCUUCAAAAGAGCGAGUUGUACACAUGUUGUCAAAUGUGAGAACCAAUAGAGUAAUUUAGUCACCCUGGCUAAAUAUUUCGUAGGCCAGACCCAUCAUAACAUGUGGCCUUUGAAAUUAAGAGAACACGUGUGAAAUUCACUUGAGAACCAUGGAUUUCGAUUGGCUUUGCCAUGAGAUGGACAAAAUCAGUGACUGUGUUCAUGGAUCAUCUGAGCUUUCUGUAUGGGAGCAAGACCGAUUGGCCUUACUUUUGAAUAUCUUCAUCGAAGAUGAGGACUUCAAAGGAAAAGGAGGCUCAAAAGGAGUGAAUGUUCGGGGGACAUUUACUUUAAAAGUGGCUGAGGUAGUCGCUGCCACGUGUAGAAACCCUGAAGCACUGAUACCUUCAUUAUCCGAUGCCCUCUUUAAACUUUUUGAACAUUCAAAGUCUGAUUUGGCCCCUGAUACAUUGACCCGGAGCAAUAAAUCAGUGUUGAAAGAAAUGAGCAAGUCUUUAAACGAGGCCUUGCUGCAGAUCAAUAGUAAUUCCAUUGAGCCUCAAACAUUAGCACGUUUCAAAUCAUGCGUCAAAAUUACAGUACAAUGGGGUUUUGACAACGAUCCGAUAAUUCGACAAGUUAUCAUGAACAUAGGAUCAGAGAUGGUCACCCGAUCCUUACGUGACAAUUUCCAAGGCUCUCUUUUCAUGAUGCCCGUGAUCACUCGGGCAUUUCCAAGUUUGAUUCCCGACUUGAUUCGCCUACUCCCCUUGGCUACAAAAGUAGAAAAUCUCAAUGGAUCAUCUUUACCCAGAUGCCUCGAAAUCAUGUGCAUCAUGGCAGAUCAUGUUUGCGUCGAAAAGACGCUCAGGAGCAUUUGCCUGGAUCAGUUCUUUGAGAUCUUAGCCCUCGGGCUGUCACAUGUCGAGUCGAUUGUCCAAAAACGUGCCCUUUAUCUGCUCAAACGAACCGUUGACGCCCUAUCUACCGCACCGAUUGGCAAUCCGUGGGAUUGCUCGAGAGUCCAUAUCGCUUCCUUGGAGGCGCAAAAAGCCCUUUGGAAUGAAUACUAUCUCAUUUUGGAGAGUGUUGAUGAAAAACAAGGCCAUAUUGUGAAACAAGUUUUGGGGAAAUUGGCCAAUCUGCUUUCAAAGACUGGAGCGAUCGCCAAGGUUGGAACUCCCUUUCAUGUGUCAUGGGUUUUGGUUGUGCUCGACCGGUUGAUGGUUCACAACAAUCAACUGAUUGUGAAAUGGACAAUCCUUUUCAUACUCUCCGAGUUUCGUCUGAGUGAUUUGAAGAUGAAUUCAGGCGACUUCGCCAAUUUGUUCCAACACAUUCUACUCCCCGGACUGAAUUCCACCAAGAUGAUUUGUGAAGAUGUUCUCAGUGAUUACGGAAUCUUGCACAAAUUUGAAUCUUUUCUCACUUAUUGGAUCACCUCGUCAAAUUCUGAUGACAAUGCGUGGAGCUUAGUUUUCCUGAGAAUGGCAUCGAUUUCGUGGGGACCUAUUCCACUUUUUUAUGUUUCGCUCUCGGUGUGGAAUGUAAUAGAAGCUAUUGGAAAAAGCAUUACUUUGGACUCGUCUACCCGCGAUUUCGUUUUCAAAUUCAUCUUUAAGGACAUUCAAAACCAGGACAUUCUGUGCAAAGGAGGAACUCAAGAACUAUUCUUAAGAAUUCUCUGCAAAUCCUNCACUUAUUGGAUCACCUCGUCAAAUUCUGAAGACAAUGCGUGGAGCUUAGUUUUCCUGAGAAUGACAUCGAUUUCGUGGGGACCUAUUCCACUUUUUUACGUUUCGCUCUCGGUGUGGAAUGUAAUAGAAGCUAUUGGAAAAAGCAUUACUUUGGACUCGUCUACCCGCGAUUUCGUUUUUAAAUUCAUCUUUAAGGACAUUCAAAACCAGGACAUUCUGUGCAAAGGAGGAACUCAAGAACUAUUCUUAAGAAUUCUCUGCAAAUCCUGUCCAUGUUCGGAAGAGGCCCUGAACUCUCUAAUUGAAAAUUUUGGACCCAAAGGGAUCCUAAUUCCUGGUUCAAAACUUUGGAGUUGCAUCCAAUCUUGGGUGACAAAGCACGACUCUGAGGUGAUGCCUGCUAAUCCAGAAUAUAUCAACAAAGUCAUCGCUCGCUCAAGUAAUGAAUCAUCGUCCGAAAAACGGAUCAACCUUAUGAAAGCGUUAGCCUUACAAUUGAGGCUUUCUGAGGGAUAUGACAAUUUCUUCCAAUCUUCACUUUGGAUCCACGUGGCCAAUCUUAUCUUGGAUCAUGCAGAUCGGGUAUACAGUCGGGCCAACUUAGACUUACUUCUACUUGUCGGGUUUCUCUUGGAAGAGCCCACCAAAAGGGACGAAGGUCGGGCUGAUGUCCUUCAUUUCGCCGAAGAAAUACCCUUGUUCUCGAUUGUGCCUCAAUUUCAAAGCAUGCUACGAAAAACGUCGAGUCUUGCCCCCGCCUUUCAACGCUCCAUUGAAAGGAUCCUUUUUGAUAGCGAAGAAUUACCCGAGGAGCCAAUACUAAAACGGUUGGGUGUACUUUUUACUACCCUCCCAAAACAACAAGUAUAUGAUUGUCUCAAUCAAAGGAUAAAUGACUCCAGUUUGAAAAUUGGACCUCAAUCACUGUGGACACACUCUCAGAUUGUAACAUUGCAUUUACUCAGUCAAGCAUUGCUUUCACCAUAUUCCAAGAAUUUUCCAGAUCUCAACCUAACGCCGAUAACUAACCUGGUCCAAUGCGGCCUCUUCCCCACUCCCACCUUCUUAGACAAAUCCUCCCAACUAUUCCGAAGCAAGUCAAACGCAGCGGUGAAUUCUUAUUCCGAGAACCUAUUAAUCAGCCAAUGGAAUACUGUUCUAUCUCUUUUGAAAUCGAGCGGGCUCCAAGUUGAAACAAGCGUAUGUGUAAAGAUGUUCAAUUUGGCCUUGGAGGCAAUCCCGAAAAGCGGUCGAUUCGGCUUACCGGUUAUCUUUGACGCUUUGACACAUACUCUUCGUUCGGUAAAGACCCUCAGCUUAAACGGAGAUGUUAUCCAAGCUGUUUUGGAAUUAGGCUGGAGAACCUGUGCGGAUUUCAGACGGAACGAAGCAUAUUGGCCCUGUUGUCGGGCCUUUGUGGACCUAGCCUUCUGUAAUUCGCUUUUAUCUAUGAAAGACCUGACUGAAUACUUGGAAUUUCUUGUUGAGAACCUUUUUGAGGAAUCUGAAGCUGUUCCUGGAUUGAUGGGACUCUUUGCUUCUCGACUUAGACGAGGUGCCCUUGAUAUUGGAACAGACUUUCCCAUCCUCAACCACUCUCUUUCCAAAUUAUUCCUGUUUGGUUCCAGCUAUAAAAAAGACCAACAACUACAAUGUGAAAUAGUCUCAGUACUCGUUGAAGACCAUCUCAAAGGUUUUGGGGCUCAAUGUGUGUAUGGAACCGACGUACAUGUUCCCACACUAGUUCGAUCGCUUGGCCAUGAAAUCGUAAGCGUCCUUGGUCCGAAAUUGAAUCACGAAGCUUUAAUCUCGAAAGUGCGGGACUUGGAAAAAUCAGUGGUGGGCAACAAAGUGAGAUAUUUUGCCAACUCGCAAGUGCAUCUUGUGAAGACGCGAGUCCUCCAAGUCUAUCUAAUCAUGGCUGAUUUCUUGCCCGAAAAAGUAGGCUUGCAAUUGGGUCAAGACAUGAUCUCCAGUAUCCUCAACGAUGAAUUCCAAACUUCGGUCCGAUACUUCACUGAAUGGAUUUUGAUACGAUUGUCAAAGCGCUUUGAAGCGUUACAAGAGCAGUCUUUGCAAGGCCUAGAAUUGGCCAAGCAAACCCGUCCAGGAUGUGUGCCUUCAUUUCUUUUUGUGAUAUCGCAUUGCCUAACUUUGAGUGUUGAAUAUCGGAUGCGGCGAAUUCUACCUUGGACCAUGUCACAACAUUUUGCCACCCGUCUGUGUGCUCAACUGGUCUUCCGAAGAUUGUAUUCAAAUUGCUCCGAGGAAGUGAAACCAGUGUUCGAAAUCAUGGAUAUUUGCGUUGCCGAAUCUCUGGCCAACGGGAAUAUGGGGAAACAUGGGGCUGAGCUCCAGACGGACUUUUAUCUCACCAACUUUGACCCAGAAAUCAAUUUCAACCCCACCGACAUCUUCCGUAACAUACCAAGACUCAGUCUUGUGGUGAAAACCGAAUGGAUGUGGUAUUCCAAAUGAACCAAGACCGUAUUGACCAAUCUGGGCCGCAUACCUAGCCCUACCAACCCAAAUGCGCCCGAAAACGAACAAAACCAAUCAGGGUUGAAUGGAGGCAUGAUUCAGAAGAAGAUCACUCCCUGGGAGACUAUGUUUGAUGUUGAACCAGAGAAUCGAACCGACUUGGUCCCUUCAUUCCCAAACCUGACUCUAGUGGCUUCUUUGAUUGAUCGGGUACCAAAUUUAGGGGGACUCUGCCGAACCUGCGAGAUUCUCGGCGUUGGCAAUUUUGUGAUAUCGAACAAGAAAUACCUGAAGGACAAGGACUUUGUCAAUUUGAGCGUCAGUUCACAUAAUUGGGUGCCAAUCAGCGAAGUCCCACUACCAACUCUGAAAAGUUUCCUCGAUGAACAAAGAUCAAGUGGGUUUACGAUAGUGGGAAUAGAACAAACGUCCAAAAGUAUUCGCCUCGAGGAUUUCAAUUUUCCAGAAAAGACCGUACUAAUGUUGGGCAACGAAAAGGAAGGUAUUCCCGUGGACUUGCUUCAAGAGCUCGACGUUUGUGUCGAGAUACCUCAACAUGGUCUCAUUCGAUCGUUCAACGUACACGUGACUGGAGCUCUGGUGCUGUGGGAAUAUGUAAAAAAACAAAUCAAAUCGAAGAACAAACCAUGA